Molecule: messenger RNA, 2742 nt
Organism: Brenthis ino (lesser marbled fritillary)
Lineage: Eukaryota; Metazoa; Arthropoda; Insecta; Lepidoptera; Nymphalidae
Source: the annotation of a GenBank genome assembly
AUGUUAUGGUGGAAACAAUUAGAGUGCGUCCAAGACAACUUUAUAAUGAUAGAGCGAGAAGAACAGAGAAGAGACUACAAUGAUAACUCAACGCUUACCUUAACGCUACCUACUAGAGAUCCGAUAUUGCAAGACAAUUUAUUGAUAGCAAAUAUAGAUCAAGUGAAAACUUUACAAGCUUCUCUUUUCCCUAUAUGUAACAAAGCGAAACUUAGAGAACCACGAGAAUUAUUUGCUUUACCAAAGGAACUCGAUUGCCCACAACAAGCACCCCGAUGGCCGUCAGAAUGUCAAGUAGUAGAAGAAAGAAUACAACAUCUAACGUGGAGUCCUGCAUCUCCUGAGCCGUAUUAUGUAUCAACAGGGAAAGAGCUCAAACCUCAGCCAGUUGGAGAAGAAGCAGGGACAGUGAUAUUUCAAUAUUAUCCCAUGAGUGCCGUAAAUUAUUUUAGUCGUUCAUCAGUUGGAGGUUCUCGUUUAUUUCUGUCGGCAUGCACCAGUGCAGGCGGAGAUGACGAGUUAAAAUUUGAAUCACGUUUUGAAAGUGGAAAUCUUGCUAAAGCUAUUAAAAUAACUUCAGCCUAUUACGAGCUGCACCUUCGUACUGAUCUUUAUACAAAUCGACAUAUGCAAUGGUUUUAUUUUAGAGUAUCUAACACAAAAAAACAAAUGAUGUACAGAUUUUCAAUAGUAAAUUUAUCAAAGCCGGAAAGCCUAUAUAACGAGGGUAUGCGACCUUUAUUAUACUCGACGAAGGACGCUCAAUUGCAUUCGAUCGGUUGGAGACGAUGCGGCGAUAAUAUCGCAUACUACAAAAAUGAUUCCACAUGUGAGGAAGAAGAACAAUAUCCAAGCUAUACAUUGACUUUCAAUUUAGAAUUCCCACAUACAGAUGAUGCAGUAUAUAUAGCACAUUGUUAUCCAUACACUUAUUCUGAUCUACAAGAGUAUUUAUCAAGAUUACAAGCCCAUCCUGUCAAAUCGACCUACUCUAAACUAAGACUUCUAUGUAGGACUUUAGCAGGGAACAAUGUGUAUUAUCUAACAAUUACCGCACCACAAAACCCGAAUGAAAUGGAUCAAAAGAAAAAAAAGGCUGUAAUUAUUACGGCUCGAGUUCAUCCAGGCGAGACGCCUUCAUCUUGGAUGAUGAAAGGUUUUAUGGACUUCCUUACCGGAGAUUCUAAUCAGGCUCGAGAAUUAAGAGAAAAAUUUAUCUUCAAGCUUGUACCUAUGUUAAACCCAGAUGGCGUUAUUGUUGGGAACAAUCGAUGCUCGCUCACCGGAAAAGACCUAAAUAGACAAUACCGAACCGUGAUUAGAGAAACUUACCCUCCUGUAUGGCAUACUAAAGUAAUGAUAAGAAGAAUUCAACGUAGUAAAGAAGGUACCGCAAGAGUUGUUAUUUGGAUGUUGGGAGUAGCAAACAGUUACACUAUGGAAGCAUCGUUUGGCGGAUCAGAAUUAGGUAGUAGAAUGUCAACGCAUUUCACUGCCCAAGAUUAUGAAAGUCUAGGUCGUACAUUUUGCGAAACAUUACUAGAUUUUUAUGAUGAAGAUCCAAGCAAAGAAAGAUUAAGAACAAAAAUUGUCACACGAUUAUUAAAAGAAGGCUCCAAUGCUGACGAACCGACAAAUAUUGAUCUCUCAGAUUAUUCCAGUGAUGAAGGUGACACAUCCAGUAGCAGCUCUGAGGCUGGAGGUUUAAGAGUGUCAUCUAAUAUAACCCAACUUGCUCCACCACCGUCUCCGAUUCUUCCAGAUAUAAGCAGAAGUUUAAGUGAAGUAUCAAGAGCAACAAUAGACAUUACAUCUGACGCCAUGUCAGAUGCAUCAUCAGAUUGUAAUUCUUUUGAAGAAAAUCUCAGUCCUGUAAGGAGAGUUCGCAAAUUACUCCAGUCGUCAGAGAAAUUAAAACCAAGAAGAAAAAAGAAAAUGCCACCUGAACUGAAAAUUCUCCCAGUUCUGACAAGUGAUUCACCACUCAAUUCCGAUCGAGAAAAAAAAUCCAACAAAUAUAGGCCAAGAAGUGUUUCAAUGAUCAAUGAUCAUCCAACACAAAGUAAAUUAAAGUUAAAACCUGCAUCAUGGCAUCAAUUUCAACGUUUACCACCACCAAAGUGCCUAUCAGAAAUAAAAGGGAGAAAUAUGCAACCAUCGGAAUUGCAAGUAAAACUAAAUUCCCUUAAGAAAAAUAUCUGGACUGGAGUACAAGAUGAAGAAAAGGGUCCUUUAUCUUGGGGUAUUUCAAGCUUCGCCAUGAAUUCAUAUUUCACUGACAGUGAAGCUUUACUCAGAUCAUGUUCAAAGAAAUUAGAAGAACUAGAGGGUGAUAAACAAAAAAUUAAAGAUGAGAAAAAGAAGAAAAAAAAUAAGACUAAAAAAGUUUCUGUGAAAGUGCCAAAUACUGAUGAUGUAUUGGAACCUAUUAACAAAAUUCCUAAAAGUAAUAAAAGGAAAGGAAAAUUGAAACAUGCAAGAUCAGAAAAUUCUACACACAUAAAUAACACAAGUUUUACUGAUAUACCAAGAAAUACUCAACCACAGAAUAGACAAGCAAAGUCAGCAUUCAGAAAAAGCGCUUUUGUUGCAACUGCUAUUCAGUCUAAAAAAACCCAUAACAAAAAAAUAAUUAUAUCAGAAAAUUCAGAUUCUGAAGAAUCAAUUCAAGCAAUCAAAAAAGUAAAGAAAAAAUCUAAAAUUGCUAAACAUAAAUUACAAAAAGCUACUACUGCAACAAAA